AUGUCGGCGGCUGGCGGAGGGGGGAAACCGAAGCUGAAGACGGGCCCGAAACCGUUGCGCUCGCCGGGCACCGGUUCGGUGGCCAGCUCCACCGGCAGCCGAGAGAAGGUCUUUGUGUGUCAGAUUUGCAAUCGCAGUUUCGGCUACAAGCACGUGCUGCAGAACCACGAGCGGACGCAUACCGGGGAGAAGCCGUUCGAGUGUCGCGAGUGCCACAAGCGCUUCACCCGCGACCACCACCUGAAGACGCACAUGCGCCUGCACACCGGCGAGAAACCGUACCACUGCAACCACUGCGACCGGCACCGAGAGAAGGUCUUUGUGUGUCAGAUUUGCAAUCGCAGUUUCGGCUACAAGCACGUGCUGCAGAACCACGAGCGGACGCAUACCGGGGAGAAGCCGUUCGAGUGUCGCGAGUGCCACAAGCGCUUCACCCGCGACCACCACCUGAAGACGCACAUGCGCCUGCACACCGGCGAGAAACCGUACCACUGCAACCACUGCGACCGGCAGUUCGUGCAGGUGGCCAACCUGCGCCGCCACCUGAGGGUGCACACCGGCGAGAAGCCGUACGCCUGUGAACUGUGCACCAGUCGCUUCUCCGAUUCGAACCAGCUGAAGGCUCACAUGCUCAUCCACAAGGGCGAGAAACCCUUUCAGUGCAAGAAGUGCGACGGCCGCUUCCGUCGUCGCCACCACCUCAUGCACCACAAGUGCCCCAAAGACGAGGCCAACAUCGGCAAACCGAGACGGGGGCGGCGACCGAAGGCGUACGACCAGCUGCACGCUUCCGCCAGUCCCAGCUCAUUCACCUCCAGCCGCCCUGGCUCCGCCGAUGAGAUCAUGCCCAUGCUGACGGCCGUCUCCUCCACCACCUCCUCAAAUGUGCCCACACGUGUUUCGAACAGUUUCUUCAACCACCACCAGCAGCACCUGAAUCAUUCGGGCAGCGGCCUUCACCACCAGCAACAGCAUCACCACCACCACAGCCACAAGUCCUCGCCUCACAGUCUGCCGGCGCAUCUGCUCUCCUCCUCUUCCGCCGGUUCGCUGAGCAGUCAGAUGAACAGUUUAGGUACGCACUUCCUCGCGGAGCAUUCAGUGUCGAAGUCUCGACGGAAACCGCGCGUCACCAAUCGCAUUCUGCCUCAGUCAGUGGAGCAACACAACUCGGCGAUGUACGGUCGCGACGUAGAUGAUGAUGAUGAGCAGCCGGAGGACGAUGAGGACGGCAUGCAGACGCAGCCACUGAACCUCUCACGAGCGCCCGAUCUGAAAGCCGCCUCCUCGAAACACCUGACGACACACCACCUCAAAGCACGCCACCUCUACAACUCAUCGCCGCUCACCACCGAUGAUGAUGUGCUCGAUUUGUCGCGCUCCAGAAGCGACGCAGAGUCGGAGCCGGAACCGAUCGAGGAGGACGAAGAAGAUGAGGAGGACGAGGAGACGAACAUCAAAGAAGAGGAAGACGAAGAGGAGGAGGAAAUGGAGGGCGAACUGCCGAAUCGUCCUGAAGCGAGCAGUCCUCGAGAAAAUG
Molecule: messenger RNA, 1540 nt
Organism: Rhagoletis zephyria (snowberry fruit fly)
Lineage: Eukaryota; Metazoa; Arthropoda; Insecta; Diptera; Tephritidae
Source: RefSeq, a predicted model, not a curated record